GUGCACCGCUGGGGAUAUCUUCGGUGUGCACACAGGACCAGGUCCUAUGGAUGACUACUGCAGCUUUGGUGUACGACGUUGCAGUUGAGGCCCACUGCCCGGAUAGAGUCAUGAGGCAGUUCGGUCGAUGCCAGUCUUUCCCUGUGUCUUCAGUAUUAGAUCGUGUUCAGCGCCACGAUCAUAGUUUAUCAAGGGCUGGGCAUCCUUUCUCGACAAUGUGGGUCACUAGAUUACAACCAUGGGUGGUUGCGUGGGAUGAUGCAGACGAGCAGUUGGCUGAGGAUACCGGUCCACACACUGAGCCUUCGUUUCGGGCGUACCUGACCUGGAUCGGUAUGCACGACACAGGGAUGAGGCAUUAGCUGGGGCGGUGAGUAAAU
Messenger RNA from Panicum virgatum (switchgrass), 380 nucleotides. RefSeq lists its product as uncharacterized. NCBI's taxonomy places the organism in Eukaryota, Viridiplantae, Streptophyta, Magnoliopsida, Poales, Poaceae. The record is from RefSeq and is a predicted model, not a curated record. The transcript has 3 exons. The coding region runs from base 51 to 362 and encodes 103 amino acids.